GUCAGACUGCUCAGAAACAAACAAGCCGCUCGUUUCCGAUAUGAAUCCGAGCUCUUGCUGCCAGUGGUCGCUAUGAUCGGGCCAGCCUAUCCUAUGUCCACUCACUUCGAUAACGUGGUCAGUAUGUACCGGACAUCUAUCUGACCGGAAUAUCACACAGUAUGGAGCUGUUGCUGGGAGGUAUCCAGGUGACGCUGAGGCACAACCUAGGCGUCCUCCUGUUAUGCGACGUCCUCAUCCUCAUCCUCAACCUCAUGGUCAUCCUGAUCAUCCUCAUGUCGGAGAGGUUCAGGAGCUCCACCAAGCACCUGCUAAUUGUCAAUCUAGCCUUUGCCGACCUCCUAAUAGGGGCUAUAGUGAUACCUCUUUAUGCAGACUAUGGGGAGAAGGGAGAGUGGCAGUUCCCCUGCGCUUUGAGGAACGCACUGACUCUGCUCCAGAUAAACAUCCUUCCGUCUAUAACUACAUUAUGUGUGUUUGUCAUCAAUAUGGAUUACGUGUUCAGGAUGGGGUGCUAUUUGUACACAAACGGUAAGACAAAGUACGUGAUGUCUGGUUCAAUGGGUAUUUUACCCUGGUUGAUAUCCGGGGCGCUCCUGGUACCACUAUAUUUCAUGGCCACAGAGCCGGGUCGUCCAUAUGACGUACUUCCGUGCGUCAGGAGGUACAAGGAAGACGUCACGGCACUGCUACUCAUAGCCUUCUCGUUCUUUCCCCAAAGUUUCGUCAUCAUGGUCACUGGAAUUGCUUCUGUCAUCGGAUACCUCAUCAAACGGCGCUCCACGGGGCUGGACAUGUUUGGCGAGAGAAUACACUCACCAGUGGACAUAAGCAUGGUCAGUUUUGUCACCAUCCUUUUCUAUACCCCGUACUUCUGUCUGGCUGUCCCCGUUAACCGAAUAAGCUGCAGCACAUCCUCAGAGUGUGAAGUCCUUCAUACCAUUGGCAUUAUGGCCAGCUGGUUGUUUGUCAUCAAGUCCUUUGUCGUGCCCUUGUGUUGGUUCUGUUCUAGAGACUUCAGAGCCGCGUUCAGGAAUAUUUGCUGUUGGUGUUGCUGCUAGUGACAUCGUUGUCGACAUCUGAGUUUGGUAGCAUCGGUUACUGCUAUUGACCGCAUCUUUGUCGACGAGUUUGGUAUCAUCUGCUGCUGGCGAUACCACAUCAUGUUUGACGAUUUCAGAUCUGGUUACGAAGGCCGACAACACAGCAUUUUGCGAAUAGCUUCAGAUUGUGCAGCUAGAACGAAGUCACGGAACAAUCCCCUGAAUGUGUGAACAUCACGUUGGUACUGAGAAAUGAUAAACCCAUGUUGUGUCCUAACUGUGUAGGCCUUAUGUACGAUGGACCUGUGUUGUAUCGCCUGCUGACAAUAUAGGUGUUCGAAGGUUACCAUAUUGAACUGAUACUAGACCAGCGGUCCCGGUUUGACGAACGCACUGAAGCAGAUCCACAUGUAUUUCUUCAACUGGUAGAACUGACCUAAAGUAACCAACAUCCAUUGCCUGCUGCAAUGCAAGGAACGGUAAACAAGCAUUCACACAACGUGACACGUAACUUGUUCUGCAUGACGCAAGGACUGUACUGUUCUCUCACACUGAUGGACAUCGAGGAACAGUGUGUGUGUGCAGGGUGAAAGUGGGGGCGGGGGUACCUUGAGGAGGUUUGCACAAAAAGACCAAGACCAUAACAUCGCAGACAAGCCAGGUCUUGUUUGUUUCACUCAACCUGGAUUAGAAUAAAUACUUGUAUUGAAUGCCCGUUGCCUUAUGUAAGAUGUUUGUUGUGAGUAUGUACUUAGGAACUACCCUUGCUGCGUGUAUCAUAUGUGACGAAGUGCUACAAUGUCUGCGGUAAUGUGAAACGUUGUUUGACCAAUCCACGUACAAUUCAAUGACCAGCGUAUUGAAUUUGUUUUUAGUAAAAACUGAGCUAAUAUUAUACUUUUCAAUUUAUUUUCGGGACAAAUUUGGUUUUCGGUCCCUCAUACAGUCAAGGCAAUUCCUAACAACAUAUGAGAAAUCAGGCGUUUGCAGACCUAAGUAGUUCACUACUGAUUGUACAUAGUGAGUUGUGUCACUACUGAUUGCACACAGUGAGUUGUGUCACUACAGGCUGUGUAAUGCUGACGGGCGAGGCACUCCACUCGUCUGGCUCCUGGAGUUGGACGCUGAUUGAUGGAACCAGGCGGGACAGUUGUGACAAGCGAUAUACACCUAACGUCCUCUGUGUUAUUUGUGGUUUAUGGAUUGUGGUGAUGUUUUAGGAACGGGACAAGUCUCAGAGAACAGACGAGACAGCACAGAUGUGAUGGAGAAAGUCUUAAGACUCCUUUACAAGGAGCAAGUUACAGAACACAAUUUGUUGGACUGACUGAUGGUACCUUUCAUCGAAUAUGCAUGCUUAAUGGUCGUGACUUAGACCACAUGGACUUAAAUUACUGCUAUGUCCACAGAAAAACUAUGCGUUCUGUAUAAGAAUUCACUUGUAUUGGUGUCUAACUAAUAUUAAUGUUACUAUUGACACAUAAACUGUCAGACAAAAGAAAGUAAACACUUUAAAAUUGGAAGUGACAAAAAAAAUACAAACGUUAUGAAACUACACAAAUAGUCGCCGAAACAUUGCAGACUUAGGUCCAAAACACAACUGUGAUAUCCGUAUCAAAUAAUUCCCAUCGAAUAACCAUUUAUUUUUUCUUUUCUUUUCUAUAUUGUUUAUUUGAUAACGAAAUCGUGAAUUCUUCUGUAUGGUGACGGAUAGCAUAGUUUCUGUUAGACCAUGUAUAAUAACUUGGUUGACGGAUUUGUGGAAUACAAACAUAGAUGAUCGAAGUGUAAUUGCAGUAAUCUAUUUAACGUAAUUUUUUUUUAUCAAGAAAAAGGUUGACAUAAAGAUAAUGAAAUUGAAGAAACGGGCUACACGAGGAGUUCAAGGGUUACCUCCCUUUUCCUAUAUAUCGGCUUUGGAUUAAUUUUAUUCAUGAAGGUUGUUCUCUCGGCGGGACGAUGUUUUCUUUUCCUUUAACAUUUUUUAUAUAUUUAGGAUAGCGGAUCCGUAAACUAAGUAAUAAUAAAUGGCGGUACAUAUAGCGCCGUGUGUAAUUCACACAUAGCAUCACGUACAGUCGGCACUGGAAGUAAGACAACAUAAUAAAAUUAGGCGUUGUGAGUCAUGCUCUAUCUUAGCCUGUAGCGGAAGAGAAUAAUGUAGAAAAGUUUAAACAUGAAUGUUGGUGUCAAGAAUACGGUAGUAACGCAUCUAUGCUGCACAGAGUGUGAUAGGGAUACUGGGCUGUUCAUUUUGUGCAAGGCGUAUGCCAAGGAUGCGCAUGAUUCCUUGAUGAGAAUCGACCCUAGUGGUUGUGUGACGAGCUCACGCACACACCACCGUGCCACCGCGCAUAACCAACUCUCUAGGACUGUCAACCUCUGAUUGGAGUGAAAACGUUAAGAAAACAGUUUAAGCAGAUCAUAAUCAUCGACAGUUUAUAUGUCUGAAAAACCUGCAUGUAUCCAUGGUAGCAAAACGAUUAUUUAUUUACCAAUGCAUGUAACAAUUAUGAAGAAACAUAAUGAAUUGUAAACACAGCUAACCGAUACUCUUUACUUGCAACAUAAGAAACGUCGUUUAUCAGUAACAUUUGAAAUGCUAUCCAGUGCUUAUUUUGUCAAGAUCAGCUCCUCCUAAGAAAUGUUCCCUUAACUACUUAAACGAGCAUCGUUCAGGUUAAUGAAGAUCUUGGCUGAUAUUGAUGUUCUGGUUAUAGCUCGAAUAUGUAUCGCUGGUGUUUAAAAUCAUUCGUUACGUUUUUUGUAAGCGGAAUGGAGGCACAAUCCUUAGCUUGUGGCACCGUGUACUCACAUCUUGAAGUAGUUUUUACCCUGCAACUGCCCAUAGUUGGAAUGAGAACAAUUUGUUGGUGCCAAGCCUUUCAUGUCAGUCAGGCUUGCUGUCUCCAUCUAAUUCCCGGCUUUUAAAGCGAUAUAACGACCCGUGUGUUAAAACAUAGGAAAGUGUAAAUUCCGUGAGACGUUGACAAAUGGAUCUGACAUUUUUAUUUCACGGCACGAUCGUAUUCGCUUGGGUGAUAUUUUGGAAAAUAUUUAUCAUUUGAAGAGGGUUUAACUUGUCGACGUUGAAAGUGCUCAGUAUGGUCCCAGUUAAGAAAGGUCACAAGUUUUUGAAUUUUUUUUUGUGAUUCAUAUGUGUUGAAAAUAAAUCUUUCCAACCUAGCAUUCUGAUGUUCGGCAAUAGUGCGCAUCUACUGAUACUGCAGACAUUUCAGUUACUAGACAAGGGAGAUAACAUAACUGAGUUUUCUUGUUUGUCUUUUCACUCUUAUGACCACGCAUCUGAAUCCAGAAUAGAAAUAGCAAUAUCGUCAAUAAAUCAUGAAAACAUCCAUAAAAUUCAAAUUCAUAAACAUAUCUCAGAUUCACUAAAGACUCGUCAUAAUAUGUGUCUUUUAGCAUCUUACACGAUAACAUCGUUUACCCCUCAAAGUCCACUGGAAAUACAUCGAGCUAUAUCGUUAUACAUACUUCGAGUGUACCGAACACAUACCGUAGUGUCGAUGUAGGAUUAUUUCGGGACCAUGAAUUGACAUCCUCCUUAGCGACACUUGGAGUUAAAGGAGUUCGAGUUACGAGGUUGCUCGCUCGAUUAAUUUGGUCUAUAAUUUACAGGAACCGGGACCAUCGAAAAUACAUCGAGUUAUGCGUACUUCGAGAGUACCGAACAUCUACCAUAGUGGCGGCAUAGCAGGGUCGGGACCAUGAAGUUUGUUCUCUAAGUCAUAUACUAGUUUAAAUGAGUCGAGAUAGCAAGGUUGCUUUCUAUUUGAUCAUGGUCGACAAUUCACAGCAAUCGGAAUACCUUCAGUGGCGGUCUGGAAAGUUAUGGUCACACUACAAGUCACUGAUGUUCCCAUUUCUUUCUGACAAUGCACCCCAUCCUUCUGACUUUUAUAUGUUUGAAUAAAGAUAAAACUUCAUGCAGUAAACUUCAUGACCAGAUCGUUUUACACGUGCAUCUAAAUACAUUUUGCCAGGGCUACGGUCAAACGUUUCCAAAUCUGACAGUUUGUACCUAUCUCAAAAUAUCUACAACGGGUGCCCAGGUAGGGUCGGGUAAUAGGGUGGUGGGUACCCGGGUAGUAAAUCUGGACUCGUCCCAGCCCUAUAAUCUAUAUCAAGUGGCGAAACAAUAAAUGUCAAUGCUGACCUAACAACAGAAAACUGACCCGAAAAGGUUUAGCCCCUGACCUCGAAUGGUGUCACCUGUCACGUGAUCAAUAUUGACUUUGUCUGCUAGGAAACAACAUGGCGUCUGUGAGUGGCAAUACAUGCGGUUAACGGUUCGACGAAUUUCUGAAGAUUUCUUGAAAAAGCUUGAAAACAGGGACAAAAACUGUGAAUUAAAUAAAAUUUGGUACAACCAAACAAUUGAUUAUAUAGGCUUAUAUAGGGACCAAACAUUAAGAUUCAUGUAUAUGGCUGUAUUCAUGGAUUGCAGUGAACAUAUCUGACUAAAUAACAAUGAAAUGGCUGGCCACCAGACAUUGACCACUUGAACAUUCUCCAGGCAUAUUAUUCAGCAUCUCAUUUGUGAAGUGCCAAGUAAAUGGAGAAGAUAUACCAUUAUUGUUACACUCAUUUAUCUUGACGAAACCAUGGACCCGCCCAUUGUGCAUGGACAUAUAGCAUGACACGUGACCGCAGCAUAAUUCCCAUAAUACACCCGAGUCUUUUCGUCAUUGUAACUUACUUACGUAUAUACAUAUGUAGACAUAAUAUUCAUGUAACAUACUUAUACUGUAGAUAUCAACUGUAUAUUUGUUUGUAAGUUUUGUACUACUUGAAAUUAAUAAAACUACUUAUUCUUA
Messenger RNA from Haliotis rufescens (red abalone), 5881 nucleotides. Its product is annotated as neuromedin-K receptor-like. NCBI's taxonomy places the organism in Eukaryota, Metazoa, Mollusca, Gastropoda, Lepetellida, Haliotidae. The record is from RefSeq and is a predicted model, not a curated record. The transcript has 2 exons. Gene Ontology annotation, molecular function: G protein-coupled receptor activity; peptide binding. Gene Ontology annotation, biological process: G protein-coupled receptor signaling pathway. The coding region runs from base 162 to 1061 and encodes 299 amino acids. Gene Ontology annotation, cellular component: membrane.